This is a messenger RNA of Amoebophrya sp. A120, 606 nucleotides long. Lineage: Eukaryota; Dinophyceae; Syndiniales; Amoebophryaceae. The record is from the annotation of a GenBank genome assembly.
CUGCUGAUGACAGAGAAGACGGCCGACGAUUUUAAAACCAGAAGGGCGGAGCAAGAUGAUAUUGCGAAGACGAAGAGGAAGAAUAAGAAAAGCUACAAUCCUGGUAAGAUUAAAAAGAGCGCUUCGACACUUGGUAUAGACCAGAAACAGUGCCGCAAAGCAGCACGGAAAGAUCUGAAAGCGGAACUCGCACACUUCGCCAGGAAGAAGGUAACCUAUCUAGAUGUUGAUCGUGGUGCCUUCGGUGGAGGUCCAUUGGCCACAACAAGUUCGAGUCAAAAUUAUACCACGACGGCCAGCACGAUAAACCUCGAUUCCUACUGUGUGGAGAAACUGUUGAAUUUCUACUGCACGGAACUCUACGAAGAAGCUGCGUCUUAUCCGAAGUGCGCCCAUCUCCGGGACAACACGCUGAACUUGGAUUUUUUCGAAUGUUUCCCCGAAAUUUCCGUACCCGCGCACUGCAAGAGCCCCGCAGCUCUUGGGGGAAACAGCAAAACAGAUGAACUUGUUUCAUCAGCCACUGCUGGUCAAGGUGAAGGUCCUCCACGGGAAAGCAGCGGCAGGCGACUGACGUCGACAAACGACGACGUGCGCAUCGUUUCU